GCCCCGGGGGGCGGGCGGCGGGGAGACUGAGCUUCCUGUCCGGCAAAAGGAGGCUGAGGUCCGAGUUCAUCAUCUCCGACGUGUUUCCUCCACUGUCCAGUGGGGAUAACAGUAGCACCUCCCUUGCAAGGCUGUUAUGAGGAUCAGGCCAGCUUAGCACAGUGCCUGGCAUAUGAACUGGACGAUCGGCCUUCGGGGCCAGCCUGUCCCAAACUUUGGGAUCAUGUUUGCUGACAUGGAUUAUGACAUCGAGGAGGAUAAGCUUGGCAUCCCCACAGUGCCCGGGACCGUGACGCUGCAGAAGGAUUCCCAGAACCUGAUCGGGAUCAGCAUCGGGGGCGGGGCCCUGUACUGCCCCUGCCUCUACAUCGUCCAGGUGUUCGACAACACCCCCGCAGCCAUCGAUGGCACCGUGGCGGCCGGCGAUGAGAUCACUGGGGUCAAUGGGAAAUCGGUCAAGGGCAAAACCAAGGUGGAGGUGGCCAAGAUGAUCCAGGUGGUGAAGGGAGAGGUGACAAUUCACUACAACAAGCUCCAAGCUGACCCCAAGCAGGGCAGGUCCCUGGACAUUGUUUUGAAGAAGGUGAAACAUCGGCUGGUGGAGAACAUGAGCUCGGGGACGGCGGACGCGCUGGGCCUGAGCCGGGCCAUCCUGUGCAACGAUGGGCUGGUGAAAAGGCUGGAAGAGCUGGAGCGGACCGCCGAGCUGUACAAGGGUAUGACGGAGCACACCAAGAGCCUGCUGCGGGCCUUCUUCGACUUGUCUCAGACGCACCGAGCCUUCGGAGACGUCUUUUCGGUGAUCGGCGUCCGUGAGCCUCAGCCGGCGGCCAGCGAGGCCUUCGUGAAGUUUGCCGAAGCCCACCGCAGCAUCGAGAAGUUCGGGAUCCGCCUCCUCAAAACCAUCAAGCCCAUGCUGACGGACCUGAACACGUAUCUCAACAAAGCCAUCCCCGACACCCGCCUCACCAUUAAGAAAUACCUGGACGUGAAGUUUGAGUACCUGUCUUACUGCCUGAAGGUGAAGGAGAUGGACGACGAGGAAUACAGCUGCAUCGCCCUGGGGGAGCCCCUGUACCGCGUGAGCACCGGCAACUACGAGUACCGCCUCAUCCUGCGGUGCCGCCAGGAGGCCCGCACGCGCUUCGCCAAGAUGAGGAAGGACGUGCUGGAGAAGAUUGAGCUGUUGGACCAGAAACACGUCCAGGACAUCGUGUUCCAGCUCCAGCGUUUCGUGUCCACCAUGUCCAAGUACUACGACGACUGCUACGCGGCCUUGCGGGACGCCGACGUCUUCCCCAUCGAGGUGGACCUGGCCCGGACCACCCUGGCCUACGGCCAGAAGGACCUGUACACGGAGGAGGAGGAGGACGAGGGGGCGGCCGCCCCGGGAGAGGCCCGGGGGCCCCGAGACUCCCAGGAGGAGAACGGCGAGAAGCUCAUAGACAUGCCCGAGUGACCUCCCGGAGCCCCAGGUGGGGUGCGGGGCUGCUGCGGGGGGGGCCGGGAGGGGACCCCUGGACCGACCGCCCGAGGUGACUGAUAAAGACCCGCUGGUGUGGGGGCUGCCGUCUCAUCUCUGCUCCUCCGUCCCAGACCGGGGGGGGACCCAGCCGCAGUGUCCCCCUCCACCGGCCCGGCUGUGGCUCCCCCCGGGACCCCCAGUCAUUACCCAUCUAGUGUCUCCUCCCCAGCUGGGGGGAGAAGGGAAGGAGAGAAAAAGACCCGUCCCAAGGAUGAGGCCGGGCAAGGGGCCGAGCCCCAACCCGCUUUGCAUCUCCUGAGCUGCCCUCAGGGAGGGGCCUCCUCCCUCCCCCCUGCCCUAAUCUGGCCCCCCUCCCAGUUUCUGGUCCUCCCUGGCAGGCCUGGGGGAGGAGGUAGAGGCCAGACCCCCUCCACUGCCGGGGGCCAGGCCCGCCUUUCCCACCCUACUUGCCCCCAAAGCAGCUGGGGGGGGGCAGCUUCACUUGGCUUUCCCCCACUACUCUUUGAAACUGGGUCUCCUCUAACGUGGGCCAGCCCCCCAAGGUUCUGCUGUGGGAUGGGGGUGACCAGACCUCACACUCAGGGGCGUCCCUUAUUUAUUCGGCUCCCCCCGGCCCUCCGCUUGUGCUCUGGGGCUCCGGUGCCUUGGGCUGGGGCCGGGGAGGGGGCCGGGGGUUGGGAAUCCUGUACUUAAUAAAGAGAAAGCUGCAUUA
Molecule: messenger RNA, 2198 nt
Organism: Antechinus flavipes (yellow-footed antechinus)
Lineage: Eukaryota; Metazoa; Chordata; Mammalia; Dasyuromorphia; Dasyuridae
Gene: PICK1
Product: protein interacting with PRKCA 1
Exons: 14
Coding region: 173-1459 (428 amino acids)
Biological process (GO): positive regulation of receptor internalization; receptor clustering; intracellular protein transport
Cellular component (GO): trans-Golgi network membrane; synaptic vesicle; postsynaptic density
Molecular function (GO): protein kinase C binding; phospholipid binding; protein domain specific binding
Source: RefSeq, a predicted model, not a curated record